GAUUGUAAGAUCCUCUUCUAAGACGAUAUCCUCAUUCACACGUCUGGCGCCUGGACUGGGAUGUUUGAAGGACAAGCUCUGCUGGAACUGUCAACUAGAGCCGUCAACAUGCCCUUUCAAGAUGGCAGCCUUGAGACUCAAAGAUGAGUGUUCCUAGUAAACUAGGAUCAUACUUAUGGCCUUUUAUGACCUAGCCACAGAAGUCACAGCAUAUCUCUUCCACUACAGUCUGUCGGUGAAAACAGCCACAAGCCUGUCCAGAUUCAAGGAGAGAGAACCUAGAUCUCAUCUAUCAAUGAGAGGAGUGUCACAGAAAUAUGGCCGUCUUUAAAAACCACUACAACAUUAUUUUAUCUGUAAAUAUUUAUUUUAGUUUCUAUUGCUUCUGUAACAAAUUACCACAAAUGUAGAGGCUUAAAACCACUUGAAUUAUUCUCUUACAGUUCUGGAGGUCAAAAGUCUGAAAUGGGCCUCACUAGGCUAAAACCAAGCUGUUAGUGGGGUGGCAAUUGUUUUUGGAGGCUGUAGGAGAGAUUCCAAUUUCUUGCCUUUAUUGGCUUCUAGAGGCUGACCACAUGGAUUGGCUAUAGUGGGCAAUGGAUGGUCCAGUUCUUCUCACAUUGUAUCAGUCUGAUACUGACACUCCCUUAUAAGGAUCCUUGUGAUUAUGCUGGGCUUACUCAGAUACUCCAGGAUAUUCUCCCUAUCUCAAAGUCAGGAUUAGCAACCUUAAUUCCUUCUGGCUGUGUACAGGUCUCAGGGAUUAGGAUGUGGAUAUUCUUUUGGGGGAAAUGUUAUUCUGACUACCACAAUAUUUCAGUAUGUAUCUUUAAAAUAAGGAUUUUAAAACCCGACAUAAUCAAAAUACCAUUACUUAUUUGCCAUCUGUGUAUUCUCCUCAGUCUGUUCAUGUUUUUUGUCCAUUUUCUAACUGGAUGGUACAUUUGCUUACUUUCGAGUUUUGAGAAUUAUUUAUAUAUUCUGAAUACAAGUCCUUUGUCAAUUAAGUGGUUUGCAAUUACUUUUUCCCAGUCUGCAGUUUGUCUUUUCAUUCUCUUGACAAGGGCUUUUUGAAGAGCAAGAUUUUAAAAUUUUGAUGAAAUCUAAUUUGUUGCUUUUUUCUUUUAUGGAUUAUGCAUGCUUUUGGUAUCAAAUGUGAAUUUUUUUUUACCUAGUCCUAGGUCCUAAAAUUAUUUUUUCUAUUUAUUUUAUUGUUAUUUUACUUUAUUUUUUAAGACAGAGUCUGGUUCUCUCACCCAGGCUGGAGUGCCCUGGCGCAAUCUUAGCUCAUAGCAACCUCCACCUCCUGGGCUCAAUUCUUAUUUUUUUCUAAAUGUCAUGUCCUACAUAACACACAUGUCCCAGUUUAUUUGACUUCCCCAACUUUAAUGGGAGUUUGAAUCACCCUGAUCAUGAAGUCUAUGAUCCAUUUUGAGUAAUUUUUGUGGAAGGUGUGAAGUUUACGUUGAGAUUUGUUUUUUGGUCUUUGAUGUCCAAUUGUUCAGGUACUAUUUGUUAAAAAGGCUGUCUUUCCAUUAUUUUUUCCAUAAAUGUUUGGUAGAACUUGCUUAUGAAACCAGCUAGGUAUGAAGAUGUUUUCUAACAAUGGUUUUUAAUUAUUGAUUUAAUUCCUUAGUGGAAAUGAAACCAUUCAUAUUUUCCAUAUCUUCUGGUAACACAUUCUUGUGUCAAUAAAUUAUAUUCCUAAUAAGGGAGAAAAGGGACUAUACUCUAAAGCACUAGCAGAAUUUAGCAAGCAUGUGUCAGCCUGAGCAGGGGAAGUAGACUUGGGUUUGGAUUUUGAGGGUGCUUGAUAAAAGGAGUUGGAAUAUAAGCCUCGAUAAGAGACAACUUACUGACUUGGGAGUAUUCUUUCCGGAUAUAGGCUGUAACUUCCUGAGAAGGACCCCAGGGGUUGGUACAGAUUUGUUGUCAGAAAGGCUCCAGAAGCCUGAGAAAGCAAUGGCUCAUGCCGAGUGAAGUUAAAAUACCCGAAUUGCCAUGACAGAUGGAGAAGGAAGGGAUUAAAAGAGUCAUGGAAGUGGUCAUGCUGGAGUGGAUACAUUACAUGAGGCCAGAAGACUCACCAGAUUAUGUUCCAUGGGAAUGCACUAUUCACCAAAGCCACCAGGACUCCCUGGUGAGAGGAGCACCAGCAUUUCUAAGAAGUUAGUGGUCCCGCCUUCUUUAUAGGCUAGGGCUGAUGGUAAGAGUGGCUGUCACAAAACUUGGCCCAUUGAUAGCUCUUCCUCCUUGAAGCAGUGGGGCCCUCUCUCCUUGAAGCAGUGGAGCUUUCUUGCCUUGAAGCAGUGGAGGCUAGGUAGCAGCAUUUAACAAACAGAAGCCAAGGGGUUCUAAAUAUCAUUAUAGCCAGCAAGGUUGGAGUGACAAUCAAGGGGUCUUGACCCAUGGAGAGUUGUGGCAAUGGUUAAUAGAACAAGCAUCUCUAGAGGGAAGGUGAAGUGGAAAUCUCUGAAACUGCCCCCUUCUCCCAGGAAAAAAGAGUAGAUUAGAAACAAUAUUGCAAUCUAGUGGAGGGGAUGGUGGAGACUAAUGCCACCCUUAAGGAUAUAAAAAAUGCAAGGAAAAUGGUUAUUAUCAUAUCUAUUUAAUUUGCAAGUCUGGCUUCUGCAGAAACUGGAUGGAUCCUAGAGAAUGACUGUAGAACACUGUGAGCUCAACCAGGUAGUAACCUGAUUGCAGCUUCUAUAACCAGGUACUGACACAUGCCAGGUAUUAAGUACAUGUUAUGUACCUAUUGAUUUGGCAAAUGCAUUCUGUCCCAUAACAAGUAGGAAAGAGGAUAAGAAAAAGUUCCCAUUCAUAAGAAUGGAAAAUAUUCAUUUACAGUUUUCCCGUGGACUAUUAACUCUCAUCUUCUGCAUACUAUAGUCUGAAGAGAUCUGAAUUUUCAUGUAUCUCUCAAAACAACACAUUGAUCCAUUACAUUGGUGACAUCAUGUUGAUAGGGCAUGAUAGACAAGAAGUGGCCCUAUGUUGGACACUCUGUAAGACAUAUGUAUUCCAGCUGGGUGCGGUGGCUCAUGCCUGUAAUUCCAGCACUUUGGGAGGCUGAGGCGGGUGGAUCACCUGAGGUCGGGAGUUCAAGACCAGCCUAACCAACAUGGAGAAACCCCAUCUCUACUAAAAAUACAAAAUUAGCCGGGCAUGGUGGCACAUGCCUGUAAUCCCAGCUACACAGGAGGCUGAGGCAGGAGAAUCGCUUGAACCCAGGAGGUGGAGGUUGCCGUGAGCCGAGAUUGCGCCAUUGCACUCCAACCUAGAUGACAAGAGCGAAACUCCAUCUAAAAAACAAAAAGAAAGAAAGAAAGAAAAAGACAAAGAAAAAACGUAUGUAUUCCAUGAGGUGGGAGAUAAAUCUUGUAACUAUUUAUGGACUUGUCAUUUCAGGAAAGGUUUUAUGAGUCCAGUUGUCAGGGGCAUACAGGGAUAUCUCCUUCAAAGUGAAAAACAAAUUAACAUAAUGUAUUAGGACAAGGAUAGGAAAAUAAACCAUUGGAACAGAACAGAAAUUCCAAAAGCAGACCACACAAUCAUUGAAAUCAAUAAACUGAGUAAAGCAGAUUGCCCUCUCUAAUGUGGUGGGCUUCAUUCAAUUAGUUGAAGUUCUGAAUACAACAAAAAGCCUGACCCUCCUGCCUGUAAGAGGGAAUUCCUCUUGCCUGAUUGCCUUCACACUGGGACAUAGGUUUUUCUCCUGCCUUUGAACUUAAACGGAAACAUCAUCUCUUCCUGGGCCUUAAGCCUGCCCAUUCUCAGGUCUUUGAACUCAAACUGGGACUACACUAGCAGCUCUCCUGGGUCUCCAGCUUGCCAGCUCACCCUGCAGAUCUUGGAACUUGUCAGCCUUCAUAAUUAAAUGAGCCAAUUCUCUAAUUUCUUAUUUUUUAUACACACACCAUUGGUUCUGUGUCUCUGGGGAAUCCUGACUUAUACAAUGGUCUUACCAAUGAGUUGCCAAGGUCCAUUGGGUAUUCAUGUGGCAAAAAAUAAAUCUUGAAUCCUUCUUCACACCAAACAUAAAAAUCAACUCCAGAUGGAUUGUAAUUUAAAUAUUAAUGCUAAAACAAUAAAGCUUCUACAAGUUAACAUAGGAGGAUAUCUUUAUUGCCUUAGGAUAGGGGAAGAUUUCUCAUUAGAUCACGAAAGGCCUAACUGUAUAUAAAAGAUUGAAGCAUGUGACUCUCUUAAAAGGAAUAACAAUUGUGAAAAUCCAUUAAAGCAUUCUGCUCUAUCAAAGGAGGCUGUGACCACUCAUUUCUGAGAAAUAUCUGUCAUGUGAAAACAUAAUCACAUGAUUAUGCAUAAUCCUAAGCAUAAUCCCUGGGUGCUUCCAACUCCUGGUCACCCAUCUGGAGAUACAACUUCUCCAUAAGCCCCUCAAUCAACAAGUGAACCACUCGUUUGUGUACCCUAAACCUUUCAAGUAACCAUAGGCAACCCUGGGCUGAGAACUCACAUGACACCACCAUAGUUAGAAUGUGUUGCAUCAGCACCUCCAAUGUUCCCAUGGUCCAGUCUGCCUAUAAAAAGGAGAGACGACAGCUCAUACCCCAGAAGGAGGCCAGGAGUUGUGAGUUUCCAAGCCCCAGCUCACUCUGACCACUUCUCUGCCUGCCCAGCAUCAUGAAGGGCCUUGCAGCUGCCCUCCUUGUCCUCGUCUGCACCAUGGCCCUCUGCUCCUGUGCACAAGUUGGUACCAACAAAGAGCUCUGCUGCCUCAUCUAUACCUCCCGGCAGAUUCCACAAAAGUUCAUAGUUGACUAUUCUGAAACCAGCCCCCAGUGCCCCAAGCCAGGUGUCAUCCUCCUAACCAAGAGAGGCCGGCAGAUCUGUGCUGACCCCAAUAAGAAGUGGGUCCAGAAAUACAUCAGCGACCUGAAGCUGAAUGCCUGAGGGGCCUGGAAGCUGCGAGGACCCAGUGACCUUGGUGGGCCCAGGAGGGAACAGGAGCCUGAGCCAGUGCAAUGACCCUGCCACCCUGGAGGCCACCUCUUCUAAGAGUCCCAUCUGCUAUGCCCAGCCACAUUAACUAACUUUAAUCUUAGUUUAUGCAUCAUAUUUCAUUUUGAAAUUGAUUUCUAUUGUUGAGCUGCAUUAUGAAAUUAGUAUUUUCUCUGACAUCUCAUGACAUUGUCUUUAUCAUCCUUUCCCCUUUCCCUUCAACUCUUCGCACAUUCAAUGCAUGGAUCAAUCAGUGUGAUUAGCUUUCUCAGCAGACAUUGUGCCAUAUGUAUCAAAUGACAAAUCUUUAUUGAAUGGUUUUGCUCAGCACCACCUUUUAAUAUAUUGGCAGUACUUAUUAUAUAAAAGGUAAACCAGCA
Pan troglodytes (chimpanzee) is the source of this 5345-nucleotide messenger RNA. RefSeq names its product C-C motif chemokine ligand 18 (gene CCL18). The coding region runs from base 4648 to 4917 and encodes 89 amino acids. NCBI's taxonomy places the organism in Eukaryota, Metazoa, Chordata, Mammalia, Primates, Hominidae. Gene Ontology annotation, biological process: inflammatory response; positive regulation of GTPase activity; chemokine-mediated signaling pathway. The transcript has 3 exons. Gene Ontology annotation, cellular component: extracellular region. The record is from RefSeq and is a predicted model, not a curated record. Gene Ontology annotation, molecular function: chemokine activity; CCR chemokine receptor binding.